Paralichthys olivaceus (Japanese flounder) is the source of this 2394-nucleotide messenger RNA. RefSeq names its product ras-related protein Rab-6A. The record is from RefSeq and is a predicted model, not a curated record. Gene Ontology annotation, biological process: vesicle-mediated transport. Gene Ontology annotation, molecular function: GTP binding; GTPase activity. Lineage: Eukaryota; Metazoa; Chordata; Actinopteri; Pleuronectiformes; Paralichthyidae.
UGUCAACUCGGUGGACGAGGAAGUAGAGGUCCGGAGGAGGUAGCUGCCAGUGGUGGAGACAUGUCAGAGAGCACUCAGCUAUGCUAACGUAGCAGUGAGGGAGUUGUCCAGAAGUGUCUUGAAGCUUAAAGGAGAGCUUUUAGCGCACGGAACCUCGCCAGCCGGCCUGAGGAGAGGGGCGGCAAACCGGCAAACCCCCACGGACCUGUGAUAUCUAACAACUGGUUAACUAGCGUUAGCUGACAGGCUAGCCGGAGAGCUCUCGAUAAAAAGUAACGCCAGGGCUCGUUUCGUACAGUCAUGUCUUCGGCCGGGGACUUCGGGAACCCUUUAAGGAAAUUUAAAUUGGUCUUUCUUGGAGAACAGAGCGUGGGAAAGACUUCGCUCAUCACCAGGUUCAUGUACGACAGCUUCGACAACACUUACCAAGCCACAAUAGGAAUAGAUUUCCUGUCAAAAACGAUGUACCUUGAAGACAGAACAAUCAGAUUACAGUUGUGGGACACGGCAGGUCAAGAGCGGUUUCGUAGCCUCAUCCCGAGUUACAUCAGAGACUCAGCUGCUGCUGUCGUAGUGUACGACAUCACAAAUGUCAACUCCUUCCAGCAAACAACAAAAUGGAUUGAUGAUGUGAGAACAGAGAGAGGAAGUGAUGUCAUCAUCAUGUUGGUGGGAAACAAGACAGACCUUGCAGACAAAAGACAGAUAACCACAGAGGAGGGAGAACAGAGAGCGAAAGAGAUGAAUGUUCUGUUUAUUGAAACAAGUGCAAAGACAGGCUACAAUGUCAAACAGCUUUUCCGUCGUGUGGCAGCAGCCCUCCCUGGAAUGGAUACCACGCAGGACAAGAGUAGAGAGGACAUGAUUGACAUUAAGCUGGAGAAGCCACCAGAACAACCCAUCAGCGAAGGAGGCUGUUCCUGUUAAUGUCGGCCAGUGUCGCAACUAAAUAAUUCUAUUUACUGGCUUUUUCCUCAAACUGAGUCAGUUCUUCUAUGUCUACGCUCUUCACUACACCCGCCUCUGUGCCCCAGCCUGAAAGAUAACACUAUAUCCACUGUCCUGAUCAUCCUGGAAAACCAUGAGCCCUCAAGUCAUAAAUCAGUUAAAUUGAAUAUUUGCACUGAGACACAUACAUUGAGACAGUAUUCAAAGCUGGAGCUCAGCCUGCUCACUGUCAUUUCAGAUGAAAUGACCUUUUGAACCAAACUGAAAGAAGAAAAAUGUAUAUUAAAGAUGUCAUAUCAAAGUAUGUGUUCAAGAGUGAGAAUAUUCUUUAUAAAGUUGAAUAUUGCUUUAAGCUUAAUAAGCACAGUGUGGCUGUUGUGUGCAUUUGUUAACAUAAUUUGUUCUGUUGCAAUUGAUUGGCAAAGAUGCAUUCAUGAAUUGUGUUGAACAAAAUGUUUAUUUAACUGUCUGGAAUCAUGUAUGGAAAAGUGAAUUGACAUAUUUGGGCGAUCAAAGUGUUGACAAGUUUACAGUACACACACACACACAUACACACAUAUACAAGGCAGCCAUGAGUUUAUUGUAAAGUGAGUUUUUACUUUGAGGUGCCUUUACUUGCAGAGUCACUGAUCUCCCAACAUGCACCAGCAUGAUUUACCACUGAAACCACACACACACCACUGCAUGGUCACCACAAACAAGCACAAACAACACCUUGUAAAAGAGCUACGCUAACACUACACCAUCCACAUUACCGUCCUUCCUCUCCUCACAUUUGUCCCUUGAAUUAUUUGACUGGCUUCCAAUUUCUUUCUUUCCUUUUUAUUUGGAUCGAGAUUAUUAUUUUUUGAGGACUGCAGCAAUCAUAGAUUAUAACUAUUUCUUUGUUGAUAGUGUUUGAGGAGGAUUUUGUCCUGUAUUAAGAAUUAUAAUCAUAAAACCCACCAUAAACAUUAGAAGUGGAGAUAUUUGCCUUUUUGGAAUUUAAUUGUAGAGGUUAGGGUUGGCUUUUGGUUUCUCUAGUUUGGUUUGACAUUUUAUGAACAAUUUAAAGAUUUUGAUUUCUUUUGCUUGUUUUAAUUUAAUUUUUUUGUCAUUGAUCUUUUUGUUAGUGAUUAUUCUACAUGUGUAUUUAAUCCACAAUGACUUGUAAUAUUUAUUUCUGUUGGAUUCAUGUUUCUUUUUUAUGGCUGUUAAUAUCUUCACUUUUGCUACGAGUCCUGAACCACUAAUAAAUGUUCAUCCAUAUAGACCACCUUUAACAGAAUCAGUAGAGCGUCUGCGGUUCCUUCCACCACUUUUAAAUGGCAAUUUGAUCAUCCUGAUAAUACUGUGCAAUUUUUGUGUAAACACAUGGAAGAGAGACUCAUUUGUAAAGUAGUCUUUAAUGUUGCUGUCUGGUAUGGUUUUAAAUGAAAGAAUAAAAAUACACUUGUCACAGCUGCA